GUAAAAGACGGGAUGGGUAACGUCUUCAAAUGUGGCUUUCCAUGUGGCGGCUGAACGACCCGUUAGGCGAAAGCCGGGUUUCUCAAGUAGAACCCCUUUGCUCAGAUCAAGGCGGGUUUCUGCUGACACUUGACACUCCUUGGCCUCAGUCUAACUUUUCUAGGAUGUCCAUUCCUUGCAUGGAGUAAGCCCAACCAACAUCAAAUUACUCUUCUCUUCCCUUCCGGGCUUGACAAGGGUCCACCUCGUCAGCUCCCUGGCAACACUACGACGUGGAUCGAUGCGAGAGAUCGUACAAAAGGACAGCAACGCGACUCCACAACCUCUAGCGUACCCUGAUGCUGCGCUGCGCUCCUUAUUUCACCACGAACCUCAUCCGAUCCCGGUACAUCCUGUACAAGUCCCAGGACAGGUCGAUGUCAUAAGUCUCAUCCUGUCCAUUACUUUUCUACUCACCUCACUUCCCACACAUCCGACAUGUCAGCCCGUCCCUUUCUUCGCGGCGAUCUUGUGACUUCAACCAAAUUGGACGCAUACCAUAACCGGAUAUUGGAGGAAGAUGAGACCAAGGAAAAUAAUGAUAGCGAUGGCGACUCUGACGACGACUCUGACGACGACAUCAACUACGACUCUGACGAUGACGACAAGCUAGCAAAGAAGCAUGCCAAUCAGCGGAGACAGCAAGAAGCUCACAUCGCCGGCUAUCGACAACAAAUGAUGAAGACUACCAAUGGACCACCGCCGUCAAUACAGCAUGCGCGGCUCCCAACUUUACAGGCUCCCAGGAUGAAGAUCCCCAGUUACGGAAAUGACGACGACGACGACGUUCCACUCGCCAUGUUGCAAGCCCAACGACAAAGAGAUCCAAUGUCGCGGCUGGGCGGUGUGAGAUCAAAUCCAACCCUGCGCGCGACUGCUCAGCAACAAAUCUCAAGACCUGGCUCCGCACAAAGCCAAUCCCACAACAAAAGGGCGAAUCUGCAGCUACCAUCAUUUGCGCGUGCUCUUCCCCAGGACCCAUUCCAGGAUUCAUUCCAGAACCCAUUCCAAGACCCGAUCCCUUUAGGCCAGAACGGCCCCUUUCAGCAGCCCUUUGCUGGCGGCUUGGUAGGCGUGAUUGCAAGCGAAGAGCGCGCCAAAGCAUCGCGGCGCGGAGGCCCAAGUGGCAAUUUUCAGCAAAUUCCUUCACCCACCAACAGCACCUUUGGAAGGACGAAUGGACCGUAUCAGACCAGUCAAAUGCCACAUGGAUUUCCUAGAAUUCAGCAGUCAUUCCGACCCCAGACUGCUGCUACUUCGGGGCCUCAAACCCACCUUUGGCAGAUGUCGCAUAAUCUACAAGCUCAACCACAGUUUCUGCAAGCGGCGCCUUGGAUGAGUCAACACAAGACCAGUCAAUCGUGGAACCAUUUUACUUCGCAGAUGCCGGUACAGAAACAUGCAAUGGCUCCUCAAGGGACCGGCUGGGCCGUUCCUGCUUAUGGAGCUUAUGCGCCAUCACUUGCACCGUCGGAACGGAGUACAAUUGGUUUGCCGAGCCGGUACAGAGCAGUUUCAAGGGCUCACAAUUGAUUUGCUUCUGGGAACAGAAAAGACAGAGGAUAUAGAUUGUACAACAGUGUAAUUAUAUACUAUUAGAAUCUUGUAAUGAUGGGCACUCAACAGCGGGGGAAGCCGCAAGUGCUAUUUCGUAUCAACCAAAUUUGAGAUUGAUUCACUCC
Ilyonectria robusta is the source of this 1721-nucleotide messenger RNA. RefSeq lists its product as uncharacterized. Bases 478 to 1572 code for a protein of 364 amino acids. Lineage: Eukaryota; Fungi; Ascomycota; Sordariomycetes; Hypocreales; Nectriaceae. The transcript has a single exon. The record is from RefSeq and is a predicted model, not a curated record.